CAACACACACUCACACGUAUCCUGAAAGUUAUUCCGCGGACGGUUCCUGGUUCCUAUGUUGUGCGUUAGGCGCUUAUCGGACUACAGAGCGCUGCGCGUACCUGUGCCAUAACCCAAUUUGGAAUACGGAAAUCAGCAUGAUCGACAACAAUACAUGCUUCUUUUCAACAUUGGAUUUAGGAAAUUGGAUUUAAAAUGUUGUGACCACACUUUCUGGUCCGUGGAUCGAGCCGCCGUGUGGGACAUCGACGAUCUCAGGGGCUAAAAAUAAAUCUCUUUAAAGUCCUCGAGCGGAACGCUGUGAUGGUGAGCGUUUACGCUGUGACACAGACCAUCAAUGCAAAGGAAAAGCCAGCCAGGAACAGGACCAACACAACGGACCCCAAAUCCGACCCUCGGUGAUCAAACGAUGCGCGUAAAGGGAAUGAACCGGCGAGGAGCACUGCGCAUCACCAUCAGGAUACUAUCGGCGUGAUGUUCAAUACGUCGGGCAUCGAACUCACUUUUCACAAUAAAGAGGAUAUCUCCGAAGUUAUCAAUGGCACCGUGCAGCGUUGGUACAACGUCCCUGGUACUAUUAGUCCCACGGCCAUGUGGAACGAGUCUUGCGGCGAGCAGUUGCUGGAUUUCGGCCGGCCGGAGAAGAUGGUUAUCGGUGUGAUGUUGGCGAUCAUCACGGCGAUCACAGUGAUGGGAAACACGUUGGUGGUAAUAGCAGUGUGCGUUGUAAAGAAACUAAGACAACCUUCAAACUACCUUCUAGUGUCCUUAGCAGUCGCGGACCUAUCCGUGGCCAUAGUUGUAAUGCCGUUCGUAAUAGUGACAGACCUAACAGGAGGCAAAUGGCUUUUUGGAGAAGUGUUCUGCAAUAUAUUUAUUGGGAUGGAUGUAAUGUGCUGCACUGCCUCCAUCAUGACCCUCUGUGUCAUCAGUGUCGAUAGGUACCUGGGCAUCACCCGGCCGCUCACCUACCCUGCGCGGCAGAACGGCCAGCUCACGGCCAAGAUGAUCGCGGGCGUGUGGCUGGUGUCCGCCUCCAUCACCCUCCCGCCUUUCUGCGGCUGGGCCAAGAACGUGCACACGGCGGGCGUGUGCCUCAUCAGCCAGGACUUUGGCUACACCAUCUACUCCACGGCCGUGGCCUUCUACAUCCCCAUGCUAGUCAUGCUGGUCAUGUACUACAAGAUCUUCAAGGCGGCCCGCAAGAGCGGCGCCAAGCACCGCUUCACAGACUUUGCGCGGCGCGAGUGCCUGGAGACGGUGGCCAGCGAGGCGCUGCGCAUGCACGGCCUGAAGCCACAGGGGGGCGUGGCCGAGGAGUGCGUCACCCUGUCCCGCCUGCUGAGCCGCGAGCGCCGCAACAUCUCCAUCUUCAAGCGGGAGCAGAAGGCGGCGACCACGCUGGGGGUGAUCGUGGGGGUGUUCGCCGUGUGCUGGCUGCCCUUCUUCAUCCUGUCCACGGCCCGGCCCUUCAUCUGCGGCGUUGAGUGCAGCUGCGUGCCCAUUUGGCUGGAGCGCACGCUGCUGUGGCUGGGCUACGCCAACUCCCUGAUGAACCCCUUCAUCUACGCCUUCUUCAACCGCGACCUGCGCUCCACCUACCGCGACCUGCUGCGCUGUCGCUACCGCAACAUCAACCGCCGGCUGUCCGCCGUGGGGGUGCACGAGGCGCUCAGGGCCUGAGGAACGCUCUGUACGCGAGUGCGUACGCCGCCUAUGGAUGCUAUCUUCCUAGCCGCCGAAGCUGUCGUUUUUUAGCCCCGGAUGCUAACGUUUCAGGUCAAUGCUAGGGGGGAGAGGACUGGUUAUGGCGACUUUGUGCUUUCUUAUAAUUGGACCUUUAAGGAUGACCUGUUCACCGGUUGUAGAUGAGACAGAGAGUGACAGAAUGUGAGUUGCUGUCAGUGGAGCUCCGGCCACUCCGAGUAGGAAGGGAGGUGGGUGAGAUCAUUGCAGUCUGUAUGACUCAGUCGACUUCGGAGGAGACCCACUGAGCGUAUUUGAUGGGCUAUUCAAGGUGACACUGGUUUUCUGCAUAUGCCACAGUUCUGUUCAUGGCCUUAACAAAAAGAAGAGACGAACAGUUCAUCUUUGCAGAGAUGAGAGCAUCCUCUGUGGGAUUGAUCGUCAAAGAUACUAUGCCUCCCAAAACAGGGAGAGGUUGUAAAUUGUCAAUUAAGCUAAAUCAUGUCCAACUAAACGUAACUAGUUCCACUGGAGACAACAAAAAAAACGGAAGCGGGAGACCCCGGGAUUGAGAUUUUUGAUCAACAAAUUCUAAUAAUUAUAUCCAUUUAAUCUUCUCACUGAACACAAGCCUUAUGAAACAUGACUCAAAUCAGUUGAUAAUUAGAUCAUAGGCCAUAGGACAAUCAGGAGCAACAACAAUGUAGUCCAAGUCAUGCAUAGUCCUUGUAGUACAUUUGGAGAAUGUUAACGCUGGUCAUGUUCAGAAGGGCCUUUUGGUGAUGUCUGCAUGAGAAACAUUUCUCUAACAUGCUGUUGUAUGCAUUAAUCAUGAGAUAUGAAAUAUGGAAAAUAAGUUUGACAUAGUUUUGCACCGUCGGGACUCGGCUGCGUCUCUCAGCCCAUCAAUCAUUCACAACUGUAAGAAUCAGAUGAGGAGGAAUAUUAGAUACAUUGUACCCAGAACCUUGUUUUUUUAUUUGUUUCUGUGCUAUCGUGUGAUUUAUCUAGCGUCAGUGUGAGCUGGAGUGGUCACUGACCGUUCUGCUCAAGAUGGCAAAAGAAAGUUGAAACCACUCAAACACGUACA
Messenger RNA from Gadus macrocephalus (Pacific cod), 2776 nucleotides. RefSeq names its product 5-hydroxytryptamine (serotonin) receptor 7c (gene htr7c). Gene Ontology annotation, molecular function: G protein-coupled serotonin receptor activity; neurotransmitter receptor activity. The transcript has 2 exons. Lineage: Eukaryota; Metazoa; Chordata; Actinopteri; Gadiformes; Gadidae. The record is from RefSeq and is a predicted model, not a curated record. Gene Ontology annotation, cellular component: dendrite; plasma membrane. Gene Ontology annotation, biological process: G protein-coupled receptor signaling pathway, coupled to cyclic nucleotide second messenger; vasoconstriction; smooth muscle contraction. The coding region runs from base 475 to 1683 and encodes 402 amino acids.